GGCUUAAUACGCUUUAAAUAAACAAGUAUUUUUUACUUUAUUUUUGAUAUAAGACAGCAAGAAAUGUUUUUGAGUCUUAGAACAAGACAACUUAAGUUGUUUGCUCGUUUCUAUCAAAAUGGUGAAUGCUUGUAUAUUGUGAAUCGGAACGUACCCUUGUAUAAACGCUACAGCAAGGAAAUAAGGCGCGGAUUUAUUACAUAUUCUGCCACUACCAAUAAAAAUAGAGGGAUAUUGACAGAAACUCUGUGGAACAGAAGUGGUACUGCAUUGGAUGAUAAUGUCAGUGAACCAAUAGCAGAAUCUGAAACUGAAAUUUCAAAUUUUAAAUUCAAGUCGCUGUUAUAUGACGAAAAUUCAGAUGAAGUUAUAUCGGAGCUUAACUCUUGUAAAGAUGAGAAGCAAUUGCUCCGAUUUAUAAAGGAGUCUCGCCAAAGAUUAAACCAUCAACACUUUAUCCAGUCAAUUCUAGUCCUUAAAGACUUGUUUCAUGGUUUUAGGAAUGAUGAUAUAGAAGAAUUAUUAGGAGAGAUAUUAAGUGGCUUGCAACCUCAUAUACAAGUUAUGAAUAUCAAAGAGCAAAGCUGUUGUUACCUAUAUCUGCGUAGAUUGGAAGUUUCAAACACGAAUGCCUUUAUGCGUCAGCUACUAUUGGAGACAUUGAAUAAAAUUAUAACUACAUCAACAGAUAAUCCAAUCGCCUUGCCUUCACUAUCUCGCCUCGCAGUUGGUAUUAAUAGUGGAAAUGACUUCCACGUUCCUUCAGUGUGUGGUCCCUUCAUUCCUCAUAUAAUGUCUCAUAUUCAACAAUGUAAUAAUGAAGAAGAUUUCCGCUUGCUUUCAAUAUGUCUGAUAAACCUACAAUCAUUGAUCACUAUAGACAUUUUGGAAGAAUUUAAAACAAAAUUAGAUGUUCUAAUUCAAAAGGGAGCAAUUACGGCGCAAUCUCCAAAAACUAUUUUAAAGUUGCUGCAUUUGUUGAAUUUGCCGGUGUGGUCACAACGAAACGGCAGACAUAUUCGAGAACUUUUGAUUCUAUUGCAACAUAAUUUAUCAAAGCUGAAUAUCUCGGAUCUUAAAACUGCAAGUAAAAUUUUCGGUUAUCAUUUAGAACCCGCGGCUUUAAUUGAUACUUUAAGUACAUUGAUGAAGGAUUUAGUUCAAACUCAACAUAAGACUGACGUUCUCGCUGCAUAUAUGCCAUUUUUAGAAACACAUCGACGAGAGUCUAUAGAAGAUAUUUUUAGAAAUUUGCUAUCAACUUCAGAAACUUGGCAAAGUUCUUAUGCUGCUGGCGACUGCUUUCAAAUAAUUCGUUCCUUAAAGAUAUCUGAUGCAAAGAUAUGUGAUGCUUACUGGAGCAAUGUGCUAAACUCAUUGGAGAGAAACCCCGACGAGAAAUCUAAUUUACGAUUCUUAAGGCACUGUCAUCGAUAUAUGCAUUUUAAUAAUAAUUUGGGUGGAACAUAUCGAUUUAUUCCUUUGGAGCGGCGGCUGUCCGAAUUGACUAUGCAAGCCAUAGAAAACGAUAUAGCUGGCCGAUUGCCCUCUAAAUUUGCCCGCUUAGCCGCUUUUACAUUGGCAUAUGGGCAUACGCCUUUUGACUGGAAGAAGUUUCCCAACACAUUACUUUCUAAGAUCAUAUCCAUGGCCAACCAGUUUAGCGUAAUGGAUUGCUUCUUUCUAAGUCGUGGCAUUCACAUUGCUUUGGAAUUAAGAUUUCGUAAUAAUAUUCCCGCUGUACUAAAAAUGCAGCUGGCCACCUUAGAUAGUGUACUAACAGACUGCGUUGGGCGACAUUUGGAAAACAAGUUUUUGUCAAUAUUUGAUUUAAAUACUAUCGUGCGAACUCUUGGAUAUAGGAAAUCUUUAAAAAAUGCAACUAUUUACCAUGAAGCAUUGGAGCGGUACAAGCAUGUAGAUUAUAGUGAAAUAAAUUCACGCACAAUACGGGAAAUGGCAUUCAAUUUCAACGCCUCAAAUUGUACUGCACCCAUUGCUUUAGAGGCAAUGUUCACGUACCUUGAAAAGCAUCAUGAACAUGUAAUUGGCGAUACUGUGGAAAAGGUUUUAACCUGUGCCUAUAAUCUUGGUUAUACCCCACAAUCGGAAACUGUACUUCAUACAGCCGCUUUGGUUUUAAAACGGGACUUCAAGCAUAUGAGUGGAUUGUCGAUAGUGCAGGCAUGUUUAGCGCUGAGUUACUACAAAUCGAUGCCAAAAAGUCUUAUCGAUAUGGUGUUUUGCGUCAAGUUCAUUCAGCGAAUAGAGGAGGAGAUUCAUAUGUGUUACUCAAAGGCAACAUAUCCAGAACGAGUACUUAAUUUGAUAAUGCAAUUAAACCGCACCAUCUGUCUGGAUUACCCAGAGGCAAAUAUACCCUGGUUUCAACAAAACUACCUCGAAGCACAACUCAGUAAAAAGCCUAAAAAUCAAAGUAAAUUUGGGGAUGAUGUGAAAAAGCUCCUAACCGCGAUUUUAAGCAGCGAGACUUUCUUCACCUGCAAUCAUAUAACACCUUACGGAUAUCAAAUCGAUUUCGUGAUACAUUUCGAUAAAAAUCGCAAACCUAUUCCCGUGCCUGCAGAAACUACUGUAUUAGACCGCAUUACGAAGGUGGCGAUUUUGCUGAUGCGACUAGACUCUUUUUGUAAAAAUGAUUUGACGGCGCUGCGUGGAUCUGAACACCUUAGAACAACACAUUUGGAAAUGAUGGGCUACAAAGUGAUACACAUUAACGAGCAUGAUUGGAACACAAGAUAUAUGAAUUCUCCUCACUCAAAAUCAAAUUAUCUUAAAUGUCUCCUACAGAUAUAACAUCUUAUAUAUACAACUUUGUUAUUUAUUUACAUAAGGAUGUAAUGUAAAUGUAUUUCCAAUAAGUAUUUAAGUAGGUUGUUUUGUGUUUAAAACUCUAAAUUGAUACAAAUUAA
Messenger RNA from Anastrepha obliqua, 2933 nucleotides. RefSeq names its product FAST kinase domain-containing protein 1, mitochondrial. Lineage: Eukaryota; Metazoa; Arthropoda; Insecta; Diptera; Tephritidae. The coding region runs from base 64 to 2817 and encodes 917 amino acids. The transcript is spliced from 9 exons. The record is from RefSeq and is a predicted model, not a curated record. Gene Ontology annotation, biological process: regulation of mitochondrial mRNA stability.